Oncorhynchus keta (chum salmon) is the source of this 1662-nucleotide messenger RNA. RefSeq names its product myeloid leukemia factor 1-like. The record is from RefSeq and is a predicted model, not a curated record. The transcript has 7 exons. Bases 138 to 989 code for a protein of 283 amino acids. Gene Ontology annotation, biological process: regulation of DNA-templated transcription. Lineage: Eukaryota; Metazoa; Chordata; Actinopteri; Salmoniformes; Salmonidae. Gene Ontology annotation, cellular component: cytoplasm; nucleus.
AGUUUCGAUGGUAACUUCAUUGACACCGAGCGCGGGGGACUGUAACGUUCACACACCCGGUCGUUGGAGCCGCUUCAUAGCAGGAGACAGAAAAGAGAUAUUUCAUACUUCACUUUCCCCGUCCAACACCUGUGGAAAUGUUUAACAGUCUUCUCAGGGAAUUUGACGAGGACCCUUUCUUCUCGGAUCCAUUCCAGGCACACAAUACCCGUGUACAACAGAUGAUGCGGAGUUUCUCAGAGCCCUUCGGUCGGGACUUCAUGCCCAGUCUGACUGGAGGGCGGGAAAGGGGCCACGUAUCCGGGGGCCAACUCAACACUAGCAUGGUGCCACGGGAGGACCACAGGGACAUGGAGUCGAAGAAUCCAUUCAGUAUGUUGGACAGCAUGAUGUUUGGCGUGAGGAACAGGAUGGAGGACAUGCACAGAAACUUUGAGAACCUGUCCACAGACUCGAACGGCAACACCAACGCCCACUCAUUCAGCUCUUCCUCAGUGAUGACCUAUUCCAAGGUUGGAGACGAACCCCCCAAAGUGUUCCAGGCCUCCUCCCAGACACGGCGCGCCCCUGGCGGGAUUAAGGAGACUCGGCAGUCCCUGAAGGACUCAGAGAGUGGUCUGGAGAAGAUGUCCAUUGGACACCACAUCCAGGACCGAGGACACGUGGUGGAGAAAAAACACAACAAGAGGACGGGGGAACGGGAGCUCAACCAGGACUUCCAGAAUCUGGAUGAAUCCGAGGCGCAGUCCUUUGACGAAGAGUGGCAGCAAGAGGUGUUUAAAUUCCGACCAUUUGCCCCCAAGUCCCUUCUGGAGGCCCCCAAGUCCCUUCUGGAGGCCCCCAAGCCUAGGGUGAUGCAUCGGGCAGCCCUCACUGCCGCCACCGGCCCCGACCAGGGACGUAGGGACAAAGUAAAACCAAAACCUGAAGGAAGGAAAAUACACAUCGACGAUCUCAAUGUCAAAGGAUCAGGCAUGGUGAAGCAGUAGAAAUGUCUAGCAAAUAAAGCUACGUCAGGCAACAACUCUUUGAUGCUUUUACCUGUCUCCAAGACAAGCUUGGUUUCCAGGUAUUUUGUCUCACAGAAAAUCAGUCAAUGACCCAGUUGUUGAUAUGCUUUUUAGCCUUUCAUUUUCACGCUACCAUGUAAAGUAAAGAACACUUGUCAAGUCAGGCACUUAUUUUGUCAGAGUAGAUCCAUACAAGCCUCUUCCAGAAAGCUCAGGACUCCUGUGGAAGUAGCAUUAAGACAGGCACACAUAAGCUACUAGCAAUUAUAUGUGAUAUAUGAUUUCAGAAUCAUGACAUUGAGCAGACAUAAUUUGUCACAUGUUAUAUCAUUGGGCAUCAGAUCAACAGCAAUGUUAUAUCAGAAAUAUUAUCCUUCUGCUUUUGGAAAUGUCAUGUUCACAUUGUAUAGAUUGCAUCAAAAGGAAACAAAAGUAUAUAUUUAUGCAGUUAGACAUUUGAAGUCCAUAAGUGCACUUAGACGUCAAACUUGUGUGCUUUUUAUGUGUAGUGGCCAUUGUUUUAUUAAUGUAUUUUACCUGCUGUAAUCUUUGUAAAAAAAAUGAUAAUACCCUUUUUAUAUUGUUAUUUGACAUGGGGUUAUCUUGUUUUUCACCAUGCUAUUAAUUUAUAACAUAAAACACAGAAAUUAUG